UAAAUAAACUAAAACAAAAAAAGAGUUCCGGAUAAUGAUUAUUUAUACAGAGAGUCCUAAAUCAAAGCAAAAGCAAAGUCAUCAUUUACUCAACCUUCAUUCUUUAUCUUUUUUUCUCUCUAUUGACCAUCAUUUUUUUUUUCACAAAAAGGAAAAUGGCCAAGAGCUCAUUCAAGCAAGAACACGAUCUUGAGAAGAGGCGUGCUGAGGCUGCUAGGAUUAGGGAAAAAUAUCCAGAUAGGAUUCCGGUGAUAGUUGAAAAGGCUGAAAAAAGUGAUAUUCCCAACAUUGAUAAGAAAAAGUAUCUUGUGCCAGCUGACUUGACAGUUGGGCAAUUUGUCUAUGUCAUUCGCAAAAGAAUCAAAUUGAGUGCAGAAAAGGCAAUAUUCAUAUUUAUUGACAAUGUCCUACCGCCAACAGGGGCAAUCAUGUCUGCAAUCUACGAUGAGAAGAAGGAUGAUGACGGUUUCCUCUAUGUUACCUACAGUGGAGAAAACACAUUCGGGGGCCUGAAUGAGCUGUAGCUUUGACAUUUGUUCAUUUGCUUACAUUUCCCAUCUAUUGUCCGUGACUCUUCUCUGUCAUGCUAAUAUCUUCCGCUGCUUCCAAAAUCUCCAAGGUUAUACUGCUAAAAGUUAUGUAUAGCAUAUAUUUAUGUAUAGUUCAAGAACAGAAGUGUUGCAAUCUUCUAGCUUACGAUGUUAAUAAUCAUUCGGAUUCAACCUCCUUAAAGAUUGUGUUUGUCUCUGAAUCAGUUGCCUUUUUAUAAAGGGCAACACUGAGAUGCCUAAUUUCAUUCUUGAUUGCAUUCCCA
Solanum dulcamara is the source of this 814-nucleotide messenger RNA. Its product is annotated as autophagy-related protein 8f. The transcript is spliced from 6 exons. Gene Ontology annotation, biological process: cellular response to nitrogen starvation. NCBI's taxonomy places the organism in Eukaryota, Viridiplantae, Streptophyta, Magnoliopsida, Solanales, Solanaceae. The record is from RefSeq and is a predicted model, not a curated record. Bases 156 to 524 code for a protein of 122 amino acids.